CGGGUAUCCAAUCGCAGGGGUCGCGACUCUCUCUCAUAGAACAAGGCCAUAAAAAGGCCACCUGAACAACUUAUCCUUGGCACAAGAAACUUACAUGAAAACGUUAGAAAGAAGAAGGAAAAGCCUAAUUAAUACAGUAACCAUGUCCUCCUCUUCUGCUAUAGCAACUGUUACUACUACUGUGUUUGAGGCUGGGAAGUAUACAACAGUGCUUCAAAAAGUAGAAUCAAGAACUACAUGCUGUACCGCAAAAACAUCACCUCCACUUCCUGUUCCACCUCCAAAACCACUCUUGAUUUCUAUGCCAUGUGAAGCAGGGGAAUUCCCACUUCUUGUUUUCCUCCAUGGUUACCUUCUUUACAAUUCUUUCUACUCCCAGCUCCUGCAACAUAUUGCUUCUCAUGGGUUCAUUGUCAUUGCUCCUCAGUUAUAUCUUGUGGCUGGACAAGAUUCUAGUGAUGAAAUUAAAUCUGUGGCUGCAACCACAAAUUGGCUAUCCGAAGGACUGCAUCACCUACUUCCACCCCAUGUUAAACCAAAUCUAAGCAAGCUAGGCCUUGCAGGCCAUAGUCGAGGUGGCAAGACUGCUUUUGCAUUAGCUCUUGAGAAAGCAGCAACCACAUUAAAAUUCUCAGCACUAAUUGGUGUGGACCCAGUUGAUGGAAUGGACAAAGGGAAACAAACCCCUCCACCAGUACUCACAUAUGUUCCUCAUUCGUUUGAUAUUGAUAUGGCAAUCAUGGUCAUUGGUUCUGGCUUGGGUGAGCUGAAGAAGAACCCUCUUUUCCCUCCUUGUGCACCUGAGGGUGUUAAUCAUAAGGAUUUUUUCAAAGAAUGUAAAGGGCCGGCUAGUUAUUUCGUUGUUAAGGAUUAUGGACAUCUUGAUAUGCUAGAUGAUGAUACUGAAGGGAUUAGAGGAAAAGCUACAUAUUGUCUGUGCAAGAAUGGGAAGUCCAGGGAGCCGAUGAGGAAAUUUAUUGGAGGAGUUGUGGUCGCAUUUAUGAAAGCAUACUUGGGAGGUGAUAGCAGUGACUUGAUGGCUAUAAAGGGUGGGCAGACCGGACCGGUGGAACUUCAAACUGUUGAAUAUAUUCUCUGAAAACUAUAUGAUCUGAACUCCAGGCAGCCUGUGUUAGAACAAAUUCUCUCAAUUUAUGAAUAUUAUUUAGGUGUUCUGUAAGUAUAAUGAUGGUAACAACUUUGCCUAUGAUAUGGAUUUUGCAAUGAAUUUGA
Molecule: messenger RNA, 1233 nt
Organism: Populus nigra (black poplar)
Lineage: Eukaryota; Viridiplantae; Streptophyta; Magnoliopsida; Malpighiales; Salicaceae
Product: chlorophyllase-2
Exons: 2
Coding region: 95-1099 (334 amino acids)
Biological process (GO): chlorophyll catabolic process
Molecular function (GO): chlorophyllase activity
Source: RefSeq, a predicted model, not a curated record